AUGUGGCCCAUUCCGGCGCAUUCUAUAAGUCUCUUAAAAAAGAGAAUGGAAAAAACUGUAAAAAAUGGUAUGGAAUUGUAUGGUAUGGAAUGGUAUGGAGUGGUAUGGAAUGGAUAUCAUCCACUUAGUUAUAUAUCCCCAGAUGAACCCAUGCCAUCGUCAUUUAUAAAUAAUAAAAAUGUUAUUGUUGAUCAUGAUUAUUGUCAACUUCCAGGCCUAGAUAUUGCAAAACGUGACGAAGGACAGCAGCAGCUGUCUUGUUUCGUUAGGCCGUUGCCAGAACCUGGUACUUCUUCUGCUACUUCUAAGACACUUGAUAUUCCUGAUAGUUCGGUUGCUCUAGAAGCGUUGCGUGAAAGCAACACUAACAUUGUGAAAACAGUCGUGGAAGUGCCUAAGCCGCUUUCGGCUAACAUAGAAUCGGGUACAUUAGAACAAGGAAUACCACAAAAUAUUGCUGAUAUCUCAUUCACAUCAAUUCAUUCACGUUCAUCUGCGGCAGCUACAGAACUAAUAUUUGAAUCCAAUGACACUAUUAGUUCGUUUAAAACACCGAACACAGUGGUAUUAGAAUCAAGCGAAGAUAUACAGUAUUCAACCAAUGAACUAAUGCAACAUGAACGAUCGGCCGAUCUUGUAUCAAUUUUCAAUCGUUAUGGACAUACGUGUUCAUAUCAGACUAUUAGAAAAUUGCACGAAGAUGCGGCCAAGAAACAGGGCGAUGGAUAUCAGCUCUCGAACACCGUUUUAUCCAAUUGUUUUGCCGUAAAAUGUGCAGACAACUUCGAUAUUAACCGUGAUACAGUUCAUGGUACUGGUAGCUUCCAUAUCAUAAAUCAGAUAAUCAUUCAAAAUCCUCAAAAUAUCAUACAAAUAUCUAUGGCAAGUGCAACAACUGAAAAGAGUAAUCAUCACGCUGGACCAAUAACUACUAUGUCGAUCAGGCAUCAUAAUACAUCUGGUAGUAACCUGUCACUGCAUCCGUCAGACUCAAACGUAAAUACACUAGCGAUAACAACAACAUCAAUUAUUGGUAGUAGAUUAUAUAUUCCAUUCGAAAACAAUUCUCUCGAUAUACCAUUAUGA
Molecule: messenger RNA, 1086 nt
Organism: Didymodactylos carnosus
Lineage: Eukaryota; Metazoa; Rotifera; Eurotatoria; Philodinida; Philodinidae
Source: the annotation of a GenBank genome assembly